AUGCUUUUAUUAUUGUUGUUAAUCAAAACUUCACUGUAGACUAUUACUUAUGAUUCAUCUACUUUUAAUUAGUUUUCAUAUACUGUAUCAGGAUUUAAUUGCCAGAAUGGAUAUACAAAAACGAGCACAGUCUCAUUUUCAGGUUCUUUUGCAAACGUGCCUUAAUUAUUCAUUUUUUUAACUACUUUGGAUUUCAAUUAUUCUACAUAAUAAAAAAUAUUACUAGAAAUAGUCGGUGUCACAUUAACAGGUACAAUAUUAUUAAAUAAUGUAGGUUUUACAAUGAAAAUAACUUGUACAAAUAAUAAAGUCAAUACUUAUGGAUUCAAAUGGUAUGCAAUUGAUGAUGCAAGAAUUUAGGUGAUUACUGAGACAAAUGCAAAUCCUAUUGCUUCAAAAUAAUAUCCAAUUUAAAAUCCAAAUACAAAAAAAGCCAUUGCCUCUAUCAUGAGUUUUGGUUAUAAUGGGCAAUUUAAUAUUGAUCUAUCUGUAAGUUAUCAUAUUAUAAAUUAGAUCACAGAAUUAACUUCAACACAUGUUACGGUUAGUAUUAAUAGUGCAUUUUAAAAUUUGAUUCAUCUUGGCUAUUAAAUAAUAUUAGGAACUGAAGAGGCACUCACUUUUUUAGAUCCAAGAUCAUGUUCAAAUAGUUACACCAGUGAUCUUUUUACUCUUUAACCAAAUAGUUAUUUUGUAAUAGGUUAAACUAAGCUUUCAACUUCUCUUUUGAGUAUAAGAUUUUAAAUAGCACUGUCCUAAACUUCAACUUAAGUCAGCUAUACUACUUCAACAUGUAAAUAUUAAUUACAAUAUAAGGGUCUUCUAAUACUUAUCCUACAAAUAUAAUGCAACCAUUUUUCUUAGACUAAAUUCUACUUAAAAACUACAUGUUAGCUAUUUGUCGAAAAUUAUUUUGGUUUCUCUCUUCAAAAAAUGUAAUAGUAUUUAUUAUAUUUUUAUAGAAAUAAAGUAUAAAGUAUUUCAUUAUAAAAGAUAUUUCCAAUUUUUAAUUGUUAAAAAAAUUUUUUAUACUACUUUUACCUUAUAUAAUUAUUUUAUUAUUNUUAACUAAAAUUUAUAUUGCAAUUAUAAUUAAAAGUCAUUCUUUUAGAAAUUCUUCAAAGAUUGUUUUAGAUUAUUAAAAAUGCUUUUAUUAUUGUUGUUAAUCAAAACUUCACUGUAGACUAUUACUUAUGAUUCAUCUACUUUUAAUUAGUUUUCAUAUACUGUAUCAGGAUUUAAUUGCCAGAAUGGAUAUACAAAAACGAGCACAGUCUCAUUUUCAGGUUCUUUUGCAAACGUGCCUUAAUUAUUCAUUUUUUUAACUACUUUGGAUUUCAAUUAUUCUACAUAAUAAAAAAUAUUACUAGAAAUAGUCGGUGUCACAUUAACAGGUACAAUAUUAUUAAAUAAUGUAGGUUUUACAAUGAAAAUAACUUGUACAAAUAAUAAAGUCAAUACUUAUGGAUUCAAAUGGUAUGCAAUUGAUGAUGCAAGAAUUUAGGUGAUUACUGAGACAAAUGCAAAUCCUAUUGCUUCAAAAUAAUAUCCAAUUUAAAAUCCAAAUACAAAAAAAGCCAUUGCCUCUAUCAUGAGUUUUGGUUAUAAUGGGCAAUUUAAUAUUGAUCUAUCUGUAAGUUAUCAUAUUAUAAAUUAGAUCACAGAAUUAACUUCAACACAUGUUACGGUUAGUAUUAAUAGUGCAUUUUAAAAUUUGAUUCAUCUUGGCUAUUAAAUAAUAUUAGGAACUGAAGAGGCACUCACUUUUUUAGAUCCAAGAUCAUGUUCAAAUAGUUACACCAGUGAUCUUUUUACUCUUUAACCAAAUAGUUAUUUUGUAAUAGGUUAAACUAAGCUUUCAACUUCUCUUUUGAGUAUAAGAUUUUAAAUAGCACUGUCCUAAACUUCAACUUAAGUCAGCUAUACUACUUCAACAUGUAAAUAUUAAUUACAAUAUAAGGGUCUUCUAAUACUUAUCCUACAAAUAUAAUGCAACCAUUUUUCUUAGACUAAAUUCUACUUAAAAACUACAUGUUAGCUAUUUGUCGAAAAUUAUUUUGGUUUCUCUCUUCAAAAAAUGUAAUAGUAUUUAUUAUAUUUUUAUAGAAAUAAAGUAUAAAGUAUUUCAUUAUAAAAGAUAUUUCCAAUUUUUAAUUGUUAAAAAAAUUUUUUAUACUACUUUUACCUUAUAUAAUUAUUUUAUUAUUUUAACUUUUACAUGCUUAUAGUGUUGUUCAAUAAUAAUGA
This is a messenger RNA of Paramecium sonneborni, 2247 nucleotides long. The record is from the annotation of a GenBank genome assembly. NCBI's taxonomy places the organism in Eukaryota, Ciliophora, Oligohymenophorea, Peniculida, Parameciidae.